CCGACGAAUUGAGACGCAGUCUGGCAGGCCGCGCAUGCGUCGAUUCGUUAGUCGCAUCGUAUAAGCAGAGCAACGGACGUGAAAUUGUCAGAAGUUUAGGAGAUAGUUUCGAUCGUUCGAGAGAAACAAUUGCAGCAUAUUGCGUCAUAUAAACAAGUUAACGAAUAUUGAAGAUGCUGCUCGCAAGAGUGUGCCGAGCUGGUGCUUCACCAGCUUUGGCCAGUUUACUGAAAACCCCAGUUACUUCGAAACCGUUUAUUCCAAGGAUUCAAUCUUCGAGAUUGUUCGCUAGUGGUGGUCGUAAUGCAUUUACAAGAACUGCUCGACGAUCUGCCACCGUUUCAGAGCAGGCGAUGGCUCCUGCAGGAGAAACAGCGUUUAAUAUUGGAAAGGGCGCUGUUGCUGGUGGUGCUGUGGUAGGAUUAGGUGCUUUAUGCUAUUAUGGAUUGGGUCUUUCAUCGUCUACAGGAGCCAUAGAUCAUGUGCAGAUUUGGCCCCAAUAUGUGAGAGAUAGGAUUAAAACUACAUACAUGUAUUUUGGUGCAUCUGUAGCAGCUAGCGCUGCAUCCGCAGCUGUAUGUUUACGUUCGCCAGCUAUUAUGAACAUGGUAAUGCGCCAAGGGUGGCUUGCCCUAGGUGCAACCAUGAUAGCAAUGAUUGGUAGCGGAAUAGCGGUACAGAGUAUUCCCUAUAAGGAAGGUUUUGGAACAAAACAAAUGGCAUGGCUAGUUCAUACUAGUAUUGUUGGCGCAGUCCUUGCACCUUUGUACUUAUUAGGAGGACCAUUGGUACUUAGAGCAGCAUGGUAUACUGCUGGUGUAGUUGGUGGUUUGUCAAUGGUAGCUGUUUGCGCGCCGAGUGAAAAAUUCUUAAAAAUGGGAGGACCACUUGCAAUUGGUUUAGGAGUUGUAUUUGCAAGUUCUGUAGGAUCAAUGUUCUUACCGCCUACCACAAUGCUUGGAUCUGGUUUACAUUCAAUGGCUCUGUAUGGUGGUUUAUUGCUAUUUUCUAUGUUCCUUUUGUACGAUACGCAAAGAAUUGUCAAACAAGCACAAGUAUAUCCACAGUAUACACUCGACAUGAGGCCAUAUGACCCAAUCAAUAAUGCGAUUUCUAUUUAUUUGGAUACGAUGAAUAUCUUUGUCAGAAUCCUCACAAUAUUGGCAGGUGGUGGAACUAAUAGGCGAAAGUAAAGUUCUAAAAGCUUCUUUUUUUUUU
Messenger RNA from Colletes gigas, 1218 nucleotides. RefSeq names its product growth hormone-inducible transmembrane protein-like. The transcript is spliced from 5 exons. Gene Ontology annotation, cellular component: mitochondrial inner membrane. NCBI's taxonomy places the organism in Eukaryota, Metazoa, Arthropoda, Insecta, Hymenoptera, Colletidae. The coding region runs from base 174 to 1193 and encodes 339 amino acids. The record is from RefSeq and is a predicted model, not a curated record.